AGAAUUAUUUGGAUGAAAAAUAGCAACGAUGGAUACUACGGAAAUAGAUGAUCCCGUUGUGAAAGAGAUACCAGUGUACCUUUCCAAGACUUUGGCGGAUAAAUUAUUUAUUAUUCAAUACCCUGCAUAUGUCAAAGACAAUUAUCCCAAUGCUACCUUCUUGAAGACUUCCAUUAAACCUGAAAACCAGAAAAUUCGUAUGGAACUUUCAAUGGAUACAUUGAACAAACAUUCUUACGAUUGCGCCAUGGGAAAGCAGUUAGCUUUAAAAACAAGUGGAAAAUCUACAGAAAAUGAUGAAAUAGUGUUUGAUGGAGAACUGAUGGAUAAGGUUGUAUUAACUUCAGAACGGACGUUGUCGGAUUGCUCAAAUUUCGCAGUCGGGAUCUUUCAGGAUGACGAGUUACACAUCACACCAUUGAAGACAAUGUUGCAAAUGAAGCUGCAAUGUGAUUAUCUAGACGAAAAUGACAGGAAUGGGAUGAAGAACACUGGAGAAGACGAUGACGAGGAGGAAAAUAAUCCCAUUCCGGUGAAGGUAACAUUCGCUAGGCAUCUGCCAGAUAACGUGAAGAAACUGCAGGAACAAUCUUUCCAACAUCACCACAGAAAGAGCCAGGAAGAGCGUUGGAUACAUACAAAGUACAUAUCGGCUUACGAUGAGCAAGCUGAGUCAACACGGAUGGAGAUGUUCUGCUCAUCGGAAGAAUCGAUAAAUAAUCUGAAUUUGGAUCAGAUAAAUUAUUUGCAACUGUUGGUACCCCAGACACCUGAUGAAUGCUAUUUGCAAUCCACCUCCGAGGAUCAGAUAGAUCUUCAUCACAUUUUAACUUUGCCUUUGCUAGACCAAAUUAGAACAAUCAUGAAACAAGUGAGAGUCAUAUCCUUUGCAAAGUUAUGCGAAAUUCUAUCAGAGCAUGAUACGACAACAAUACUUAGGUAUUUGCAGCAAGUAGCUAUGCUGGUACAGGGUAACUGGAUCGUAAAUAGUGAAUUGAUAUAUCCCAAAGACAGUCUCUCUCCUCAAAACAACACCUCUGAAUUCAUGUGUAGAGCUCGUGAUUAUAUUUUGUUAUUAUUUACUGAACAACAGUAUCUUAAUCGCAAAUCGAUCUCGUCUGUCAUCAAGUUGCCAUCAGAAGAAAUUAAUCAGAUUUUUGCGGAGCUUGGAACAUACGAAUCAGGAAAAGGUUGGAAACUAAAAGAGCCACCCAAUUGGGAUUUCUGCAAAAGACAUUCCGAAAUCGUCCAGCGACAACAAAUAUUUUGGGAUGCGAAGAGAAAACAUCUGCGCGAAACGAUGGAGGCGCAAAAUCAGCCACUGCAACGUCAGCGUCGGAAAUCGAAUCGAGAAUCGCUAGGUUCGGAAAACGAAGAGAGAAACGUCGGCCGUGGUCGAAAAUCGGUCAAGGAAUCAUCUGCGUCGGAUAAUGACGGCGCAAUAACGGAAUCGGCUAAGCACAAGAAGAGUCGCUCCAGAAAAAUAUCAGAAACCACGUGACCAAAACCAGUGCAUCAGUAGCUUAAAAUUUACACAUCACUCUGAUCGUUGUCAUGUCGUAUCUAUGAAUCACGUGAUUGCUUCGCUAUAAAUCGUGAGAUUAUUCUAUAACAGGAUUGCCACAAGCAAGGGAAAUGUCAGGGAAUUUAAAAAUGCGUCAGUGAAAUCAGGAAAAGUCAGAGAUUUAGCACACUUGUCAGGAAAAAUAAAAUAGCUGUGAAGAAAUUUAUUUAUAUUACGGCGCCACAAUUGAUCGAAAUCAUUGAUAAAAUCAUUCCGCUUCGUUCUUCAAGCCA
Messenger RNA from Cyphomyrmex costatus, 1797 nucleotides. RefSeq names its product RNA polymerase III subunit E (gene Polr3E). The transcript has 8 exons. The coding region runs from base 29 to 1501 and encodes 490 amino acids. NCBI's taxonomy places the organism in Eukaryota, Metazoa, Arthropoda, Insecta, Hymenoptera, Formicidae. Gene Ontology annotation, biological process: tRNA transcription by RNA polymerase III. The record is from RefSeq and is a predicted model, not a curated record. Gene Ontology annotation, cellular component: nucleus; RNA polymerase III complex.